Messenger RNA from Rhizoctonia solani, 2280 nucleotides. Its product is annotated as dUTP diphosphatase. The transcript has 8 exons. Gene Ontology annotation, molecular function: dUTP diphosphatase activity; magnesium ion binding. Bases 1 to 2280 code for a protein of 759 amino acids. NCBI's taxonomy places the organism in Eukaryota, Fungi, Basidiomycota, Agaricomycetes, Cantharellales, Ceratobasidiaceae. The record is from RefSeq and is a predicted model, not a curated record. Gene Ontology annotation, biological process: dUTP catabolic process; dUMP biosynthetic process.
AUGCCUGCUAGUGCCAUCACCUACAUUCCUUUUGACGAGCUCGACGACCGCUUCACCAAUGCACAUCGAUUCGGGCGUCCUCGUCGCCCAGAGGUUCUGCUCCUGCGGCCGAACCAAAAGAAGUUACUUCUCCUAUGUCCGUUGCUGCCACCUAGCCCAACAUUCGCCGAUGAUCCAUCCAAAGGCAAAAGACUGAGGCUACCCGCCGAGGCCUGGCAAAGAGUGUUGCUCUUUGCAAUGCAAGCCGAACACGAUGAAGGCUUACGUCGAGGGCCUACAGAUGUGGGGAAAGUCAGAUACUUAUUGAUCUGCAAGUCGUUCCAAGCCCUAGCCACACCUCUGCUAUACUCAUCGGUUCGGAUCUACUCUCUACGCGGACUCGAACUUUUCGCGAAUACACUCGCCAACGCCGAUGCGAAGUGGGACUCGAUUCGACGAAUCCCUUAUUCCACACCCGGACGUUGGGUACAGAGUCUUUCUUUGGCGCAGCUAGCACCAUGCUCCUCGCUUGCGGUCGACUCGAAUCUUGUCCGUGCGCUUCCUGUAAUGCCUUUCCUCACGACCAUCGAAUUGGAUGGUCGGUACGUAAUGAGUUGGCGAGUGGCGGCCCUUAUCCCCCGAUCUCUCAAGGUUCUUUGCGGCAUACGUGUCAAAGAAGAGAUUCGAUUUGAAGGUCUGAAGAGCUCCGAGGACGAUGCACUCACUGCGCUUGUGCGUUCGCUACCGUUACUCGAGGAGCUUAGUGUUGAGGGGCCAGGGUUGGAUAUCGAAGAAGACGAAGUGUUCGAGGAUGAGGGCCCAGAGGAGUCACGAACGAAUUGGGAUCAGGCCCUCCUACCCAACCUGAAGCAGUUGACUCUGCUCGAUUGCCCAUAUACACCUAUCUAUCGAAUGCUCACUCGGGCUUCGCUCCCCGCUCUCCGGGACCUGACUCUGACAACAACUCCAACCAUUCAAGUCGAGGCUCCCGGCCCUGAACCUGGAGCCGCCCCUGCGCCUACUACAGACUUUUCCGCAUUCAACCACUCUACCCCUACGACUGUAUUCCUUGAACAUCAUGGCAGCCAAGUCCAUAGACUUUCACUUGUUCCAACUCAACAGUGGCCACCUGCCCCUGCACCGGCCCCCGAAGAUCUACUUUUACAAUGCCCCGAAAUUCGCGAACUGACUCUGUGCAUGCCGCUUCCUUUGCGACUCUUACCCCCAGAAUCGAGCAAACCUCGGGGUGCGGCCCCAGUUUCCCCCUUGCUUGCUCGCCUGGCCCUAUCUCCUGAGCCGGGUGCUCGCCCCCCGACACCACCACCUCCAUCAACCAGUCCCACCCCAUCCUAUCCGCUCAGUACCCUUAUCAUUCCCGUCCCCACCCACGCGUUCCUUGCAUGUCUCACCAGCCCAUCACUCCAGAACUUGCGUGAGGUCCGAUUCAGUUCGGCAAAAUGGCUUCGCAAAGGGAUGGGUAGGACCGCUCAGGGUGCGGGGGUAAAUGGGGAAAUGAUGCGCUGGAGGCGGGAAUUGAAGCGGGGUGGGAUCAAAGUUUUAGAUUCUGAAGGUAAAGAAGAGAUUGAGGAACCUAUGGUAUCAAGUCGUUCGAUGAUUGGCAUAUCCAGCCGAGGCAGUCGAGGCGGGGAAAUCUUCAAACAAAAGGGUGUAACUGGCGCGAGACAUGUGGUCUCUGGCCCUUCAUUUGUCUCAGUAGCUCUCUGGGUUGCGCGUAGACGCGCCUUGACUUCACCCAGCGCAACGAUGAGCACAAAACGAACUGAGCCCCCCUCCCCUUCUGCGGCUCCUCGCCCCAGUAAGAUUGCGAACACCGACUCGGAAGCUGCCCCCCCUCCAGCACCAGUUUCUCAUUUGCUCAUCAAGCGCUUGAGCGAAAAAGCCAAGCUCCCGACGCGGGGAAGCGCGCUUGCUGCUGGAUAUGACUUGUACAGUGCCGAGCAAAAAACCAUUCCUGCCCGAGGAAAGGCAUUAGUCGAUACUCAAAUUUCAAUCGCGGUGCCUGUUGGCACCUAUGGGCGCGUGGCGCCGAGGAGCGGUCUCGCCUCCAAGUUUAUGAUUGAUACAGGUGCUGGAGUUAUUGAUGCCGACUACCGAGGAGUCGUUUUUGUUUUACUAUUCAAUCACUCUGACCAGGAUUUCCAGGUGGAGGAAGGUGAUCGUAUUGCUCAGUUGAUCAUUGAAAAAAUCCAAACGCCUGAAGUCAUGGAAGUUCAGGACCUCGAAGAGACCCUGCGUGGAGCUGGUGGGUUCGGUUCAACUGGAGGGCAUGGGUCUCUUUAA